This is a messenger RNA of Lactuca saligna, 1425 nucleotides long. NCBI's taxonomy places the organism in Eukaryota, Viridiplantae, Streptophyta, Magnoliopsida, Asterales, Asteraceae. The record is from the annotation of a GenBank genome assembly.
AUGGAAGCAACGAAAGGAGAAAUGCAGAAAACAUUCGAGAAACAUGGCAAACUCACAGACGUGUAUAUGGGGCAGAAGGUGGGGAAGAACGGAAAAUACUACGCCUUCAUACGAUACAGGGGAGUUACUAAUGCAAAGGAACUGGAAAGGAAACUAGAUGGCGCAAAGAUUAGAGGGAGGAUCCUUGCAGUAAACAUAGCCUUACGUGAGAGGAAAGAACCACCCAAAUUUCAAGCUUACAAAGCCAUAGUUGGUGAAGCAAUGUCGCUAGACCAUCUAGGACACCUCCCCAAACUGCUAAACUCAAACGACGAGUCCAAUAUGGAGAUAAAAUACAUUGGAGGACUGAGGGUCCUAAUGCUAUUCGAUCACUCUGUAGCAGCAAAGGAGUUCAUGGAAAACAAAUGCAGAAUUAUAGGACUUCCACUACACCUUUGGGGACAAAGUAAUUUUGAAAUAAUCACGAGUGCAUAUGGGAAAACCAUUGCACCCUUCAAAGACAUCCCACAUAGAGUCGACCUAUCACAUGUAAAGAUAGGUAUUCUUACGAAAAGGAAGAUACGUAUAAAUGAAGAGGUUACUGCUACGUUCGAAGGGAAGGAAUAUCGGCUGGGGAUAAUCGAAUUUGAUGUAGAUUGGUUCCCGUUCAGAUUCGAUCCAUCAGAAGAUUACCUUGAAAAAAACAGCCACGAAAAAAACGACGAUCCGGAAGAAGAGGAAGUUAAGACGGCAGUGGGAGAAAACAAAAGAGAAGAAGGAGAGAUUUGGCCGGAAUUGCAAAACUCAUCGGAGGAAAAUAGGAUUCAGGUGGAUGACCAGGGACACACGGAGAUGGUAGACGAACAGAUGCAUGGGGAACAAACAGGAUUAUUGGGAAUAUCAAAGGGGGCACCGGAACCGAUCCUUCAAAUUCUUGAGGCACUAAUAACAAACGGUAACAAUCAAGGACACGUGACAAAAGUUGGCAUUAGUUUGCCACUCGCUGAUGGAGCACAUAAUGGGCUUCCCCCAAUUAACUGUUAUGGGCCUUUCCCAUAUCAAUUAAAAACAUAUAAAGUAGCCCAAACAUUCAGAACCGGAGGAUCCAAUGGAAAAAGAAGAAGAGUAAUGAAGUUAAACAUGGGUUACAACACACCCGUUAUUCCUCUCAUGGAGAAUCCAAUGGAGUCCGACCCCGAACCCAUCCCUCAAACUGUGCCAAUACCGGAUUCCCCACCGGUAUCAAACCAGAACGGGGACAUUGACCUUAAUACCCCUCCCCCACAGCAAAACGAAAACAGGGAAGAAAAUAUAGGAAACCCCAGGACAUCCGAAAUGGAAGAAACAGCUGCACUUGGUAGGGAGCUUGGAUUUGACAUAGGGCUAAACAACCCUAUCCUCAGCGAAGUCAUGGGAGAAGAAGGAGAGAAUAUUCCACCUCAAUGA